CCUGAAAUUCCCAUCGCCUCUACAAAAAAUUUCUCUAACCCUAUCCGUCGCUCUAGAUUCCUCAAAAGCCUCGCGAUUUGGAAGAACGAUGACCAGAAAGUUUGGUCAAGUACUAACGUUAGGUUUGGUGUUAAAGAUGUUCGUAGUACGGUUUCAGAUUUGAGCCAAAGCUUGAGGUUGUACGGACAAUUUUCUGCCCCUGUGAAGCAAGGAUCGAAGCCCAGCAAAGAGGAAGAGGAGAAGCAGGAUUAUUACGUGAAUAUGGGUUACGCAAUUCGGACCUUGAGAGAGGAGUUCCCGGACAUCUUCUACAGGGAGCUAAAUUUUGAUAUUUACAGGGAUGAUAUUGUUUUCAAUGAUCCUCUCAACACUUUCAUCGGAAUCGACAAUUACAAGUCAAUCUUCUGGGCACUGCGAUUCCAUGGGAGGAUAUUUUUCAAGGCUCUCUGGCUUGACAUUAUUAGCGUAUGGCAACCGAUGGAAAACGUCAUAAUGUUCCGCUGGAUUGUCCAUGGCAUUCCACGAGUCCCAUGGGAGAGCCGCGGUCGAUUUGACGGCACUUCCGAAUACAAACUCGACAAGAAUGGUAAAAUAUACGAGCAUCGAGCCGACAACAUUGCGCUGAAUUCACACCCGAAGUUUCAUGUGCUAGCCGUGGAGGAUCUAAUUCGAUCCGUAGGUUGCCCCUCGACCCCGAGGCCAACUUACUUAGAGAUUUCAUCGGCUUAGUCUCCGGAAAGAACCUAAUAAACCCAC
Messenger RNA from Hibiscus syriacus, 756 nucleotides. RefSeq lists its product as uncharacterized. The transcript is spliced from 2 exons. The record is from RefSeq and is a predicted model, not a curated record. Lineage: Eukaryota; Viridiplantae; Streptophyta; Magnoliopsida; Malvales; Malvaceae. The annotation marks the transcript as partial.